Molecule: messenger RNA, 1049 nt
Organism: Microbotryum saponariae
Lineage: Eukaryota; Fungi; Basidiomycota; Microbotryomycetes; Microbotryales; Microbotryaceae
Source: the annotation of a GenBank genome assembly
AUGACCGCCAAGGUAGUCGUGAUCACCGGAUGCUCGAGAGGAGGAAUCGGUGUGUUCAAGACCUUCGACGAUCAUUGACUCGUCGAAUGAGGUGGAAUGCCGUCCGCUGAGCUUACCCUUGACUCAUCAGUGCCGUCCACUGACCUUACCUUUGAUUCAUAUCACAACGAUGAUCACUUCCCAUCACUCAUUCAGGUUGGGCCCUUUGUGAGGAAUGGAACAGAAGGGGCCACAGAGUUUUCGGCGCCUCGCGCUCGCUUGUCAAGAUGCAGGGCCUAUCGCAAGGCAUCACCCCGGUCGAGCUCGACGUCAACUCCGAGGCCUCCGUCAAGGCCGGCGUCGCCGAGAUCAUUCGGCAAGCCGGCAAGAUUGGUGAGCUAGGGGAUAACUCAAGUGAAGGUCAUCCCUGCUAGAACCAGAAUUGACAGCCAACAUCUCUUGAACUACCCACAGACGUCUGCAUCAACAACGCAGGCCAAGGUUGCGUUGCCCCGUUGAUCGAGGUCGAUCCGGCUGAGCUCCGCAAGACGUUUGACGUCAACGUUUUCGGGCUUUUGACAAUGGUUCAAGCCGUGGCGCCGCACAUGGUAGAGCAAAGGUCUGGUACAAGUGAGUCAACCGAGAGUUUGAAGUGAACUAGUAGCCAGCUCUAGCGACCCCUUUUGUCUAGUUGUGAAUAUUGGAUCAAUCGUCGCAUACGUGCCGACGCCGUGGGCCGGUGUCUAUUGUGCGACCAAAGCCGCCGCGUACAGUCUCAGCGACACACUCAGAAUGGAACUCAGGGGUAUGUGCAGCGCAAAUCGCUUUACAGCGCCUCUGAGAGCGUGAAUGAACUGGAUAUUGUCACUCACCUUCAACUAUCAGGAUUCGGCAUCAAGGUCGUCUGCGUCGCUCCGGGGGCAAUCAAAAGCGCUAUAGGAGCGUCGAAUGACAAGCGCGCGGUCCUUUCCCCCGCAUCCGUGUACAGCAACGUCGAAGCAUUCGUCAGAUCAAGAGGGUCCUGGUCGCAGAGUAAGCUUAUCCCGAAAGUGGCUCAAGCCAAGCAAUGA